AUGCGACCUCCUUCUGCUGCCUCAUGCGCGGUGCUGUUGGGCGGCUCAGUGGUGGCCUCCGGUAGCUUCGUGCCCGACUUCUUGGCAUGGGCAAACCCAUGGGAUGGACUGAAGAAGUAUCUCUUCACAGACGAAGUGGAGCAAUUCGAGGUCAUUUCGGACAAUGCUUCGGUGUUACACCAUGAAGUUGCUCCAUGGACGAAGGGGAGAAGGGCUGGCUUGCCUGGAAAGCUCGGUCCAGAGUUUGCAACAUCAGGGUCGGUGGAGGGAAGAAGACCCGUUCCGAAGGUCGAGGUUGACGAAUUCCCCGGGCGAUUGGACGAGUUCCGCCACAAAGAGCCCGUCGUUCUUCGCGGCUUAGUCAGGCGCUGGCCGGCCACGAAGGAGUGGACCUGGGAGCAGCUUGCAGACCCUGAAGGAAAGUAUAGGCACUUCCACCUGGAGAAGCAUCUGCAGCAGUUCUUCUCGACCCAUGCAAAGAGCGAGAAUCUCUUUCUGGAGAACAUCAUUUUGAAGCCGCCUUUCUCCAGCGACUGCCCUUUUGCGGCAGUCACGCAGCAAGGCGACGGUCCCAACAAGGUCCUGGGCAGAAACUUCCUGCCGCGGCUCAACGAGGCAUGGUCAGAAAGCAAGGCGCAGGCAUUUCAAGCGGGGAUGUUGGAGGACGAGAACUACGCCGAGUCCGUGCAGGGCUUUAUCAUCGCCGGCCCUGCCGGUGCAGGAGGCAUGUUGCACGUGGAUCCAGACUCCACUGCUUACUGGAACGCCUUGGUUCAUGGCCGCAAGCGCUGGCUCUUCCUCAAGCCCGAGGAGUUGGAGGCACUGGCGGAAGCCGUCGCCAACGCAAACUUGGGACAGGAACUUGGGUUGCUCACGUUGCCUCCGACCAACGUGAGCAACGACCUGACGAUCAGACACAUCAAGAGGUUGCUGCAGAAAGUUCCUGCCAUCCAUUGGUUUGGGAAAUUGCUGCCACUUUUGCAGCAGGCGAAGCUGGAGUUUAGCCAUGCAGAGGUUAUCGUGGAGGCAGGGGAGCUCGUCUUUGGACCCCCCGGUGUUUGGCACAUUGCCUUGGCUCUGGAGGAUUCCAUUUGCUGCAGCGAGCAGCUGAUAGAUGACGGGAAUCUGCUCCGCUUCGUCAAGGAUGAAGGGCAGCCGUACGAGCCAGCGUUUGCUUACUUGGGCUGUCAGGCUGCGAAAAAACAUUGGCCCGAGCUGCUUGAGCCGAUUUCGGCUUUCUGCAGCCGUGCUGAGCGGGAUUUGAAGAGGCAAAGCGGCUUCCUGCAGCCCAAGCGCAGAGGCCCAGCAUGCAACGGUACUGACAAGGGGGAGAAGUCCAGCUGUCGCGCUGGAUGA
Symbiodinium sp. CCMP2456 is the source of this 1356-nucleotide messenger RNA. Lineage: Eukaryota; Dinophyceae; Suessiales; Symbiodiniaceae. The record is from the annotation of a GenBank genome assembly.